Messenger RNA from Oikopleura dioica, 990 nucleotides. Lineage: Eukaryota; Metazoa; Chordata; Appendicularia; Copelata; Oikopleuridae. The record is from the annotation of a GenBank genome assembly.
AUGAAGCUUCUCUGCAGUGUUUUGCUCGGCACAGCCUUCGGGCAAUACGCUGACUACGGAGCAUACGGGUACGCCCAGUACAGCGCGUACGAAUACGAUCAGUACGGCAACAAGAAGAACAAGAACAAGAACCAGUACCAGUACGCUGCUCCAAGCGGGUACGGCUACGACGGAAAGACCUAUCUGGACUCAGACCUUAAUGACUACAAAAAUGGUCUCCACUGCUGGAAAUGUGACGCUCGUAUCUCCGCUGACGUAGACAUUGGCAAAACAGCUGGCAAGAACGUCUUCUUUGAUUGCUUGGCCAAUGGAGUCGUCCAGGAUUGCAAAGGUGAAGAGCGAGUUUGCUUCACCGAGACUCGUGCCCGAUACGACCGAAUUUACGCUGUCCACACCGGUUGCAAAUCUCCCGAUGCCUGCGUCGCAAACUGGAGACGCAACGAGCGAUACACUCUUCCAUUCAUGCUCUUUGGCAAGCACACCGACAGCAGCACAACGCCACAAUACAUCGAUGAUGAGUGCCGAAUUAACUCAGCGCUCGAUCAGCAAAAAUUCGAGACCCACCGUUCUCAGUGGGAAUCCGUCUGCCGAACAUGUUGCGUUGCUGGCAUCAGUACUACUGGUACUGAUCUCUGUAACCGAGCAGCAGGGACUCCAUUGUCUUUCGGAUGCUCAAACGGUGGAGCAAAUCCAUCAGCUGCUGCUGACGCUUGCGCUGGUCUGGAACCAGCCGGUUCCCUUCAGACACUCGCCAAAGCAAAGUACCAGUACCAGACGCUCGCCGCUUUCAUGAAGACGGCGCUCAAUGGUCUCGAUUCUUCUGGCGCUGCCGUCGCCAAAUACCCAAUGCCCGUCGAAGGUCGAAACUCUGUCACCGAACAGAAACGACUCCGACUCAAGGACGAUGACAGCACAGCUCUCUUGGAGCAAGCCGAUCUCCUCUCCAAAGAGACUCUUGAUCACUUCGAUGUCCGAGCCGGCGGCAAAUAA